AAGACCGCAUCGCAGCCCACAGUGCUCCGUGGUUGUUUGCGCGUGAAUCCGCGUGUGGCUAUCGCGCAAGAACCAAAACAUAAACCAAAGUUAUCCCACGCCCCUUCCCCCUUCCUUUGCACGCUGUACAGUGUCCUGUCAACGGGGCAGGCGGAGAAAAAAAACGGCACAAGCAGCACAAUUAGAUCAAUAGAAAUCGCGACAACGCGAGAUUCGUCCGCGCAGUUCCGUUGCCGUACGAAACACUCCUACUGGCGUUCCGAAAUUCAGUUCAAACCUGUACCACUACCUACCUCACAGCUGCGCCCGCAGCAGGACAUCACUACGUACCGGACACAUGAAUCCUUGGCGUAGUUAAAUACGACCGUAGUGUGUGUGUGUGUAUGCAAAAUGGUAAUUAAAUAAUUGCGACGGGAUGGCGUUUGACCUAGAUCCCCAGCCAGGAGCCGUAGCAGCAGCAGCAGCAGCAGUGCCAGAUUGCCAGUAUUGAUCGUCGGAGUGCCAUCCCGGGGCAACGGUACGGCCACCCAGUGUCGGUGCAGAAUGAUACCCUGGAUGCGUGAAAAGUUUGCCGAACGGCGUGCCCGCUGGCAGCAGUCGCGCAAGUCCGCGACGCAACCACGCGGUCUCGGCGACGGCACGUCCAGCUGCAGUUCGGCCUCGUCCAGCACCACCGGUCCGGAACCGUCGUCGUCCGGCACGACGACACCCGGUACGAACGUUUCGCCCGUGCACCAGCCGGUGGCAGCAGCUGCUGGUGCUGCUUCUGCUACUGCCACCCCAUCACGUCACCACGGCCACAAGCAUCGCCACGGGCAACGUACGUCGAAGGGGCCGCAUCACCAUCACCUAUCGCAGCAACCGUCGCCAUCGACCAGCGGAACAUGGCGCUCGAGAUCAUCCCGCAGGGAAACGCACGAGAACGGUGGAGGCGGUGGCCCAUCCGCACCGCCGUCCGUUGCGCUGCGCAUUAUCAGCCCGCGGGGCGGCAUGGUCGAUGUGGAGGUGGCCCGCACCCUCACCGGCCGGCAGCUGAAGAUGUACGCGCUGGAAAAGUUCGCCAGCAAUGCCUUUACGAUGCCUCACUUUUCGUCCGACCUGGACGAGCUGGCCGAUCGGUACCGGAUGAUACGGUCGCACAAUCGGCGCAUCUUCCGCGACGACGAUCUGCUCGGUGACGCCGUGCACGAUGAAGAGGAAUUCCUGCUCGUAGCGAAGCGCAUCGAUGCGACGCCGGCCGACGAAAGCCUGAAAGGUCCUUCGCCGGCGGAAAUAUUGGCCGCAACGCGCCACAUACCGCUGUCCCGCAUAAAUCAAGCUUCCGUUAACUUCAAUCUAGGCAUGCUGCAAUCGGAUCUGCAACAGGACCUUCGGCGCAUCAUGAUAUCGCUGUCCCGGGCGUCCGCCUACGUGCACGGGACAGGACCGUGUGCCGAGAAGCUGAUCGCCCUGUUCCAGCAGCGGCUCAUCAACCGGCAACGGCACCAGAUCAGCUCGGUCGAAACGCUGCUCGAGAUGGGAUUUUCGCUGGACAAAAUCAAUCAGGCCUUACAAAUUACCAAGAAUGUGUUCCCGGCGGCACUGGACUGGCUGAUACAGAACGAUAGUACGGCGCGCUUGUUUAACUGUGAUAAGAGCGCAGCAAUUGCGUGCUCGUCCGCUGCAACGAUGAAUCAAAUUCAAGGUGCAAACUCGCCGGCUAACGAAUCGCCCAGCGGUGCUCCCUCCACUGGCGGCGGCCUUCACCGUGGACGGAAACGUUCGAACGCCGGCAGUGAUAGUAGAUCCGCCUCUACACCGUCGUCCGUCGGGAACUCGCUGGACGAGGAAGAGGAGGCGUUCGAGGCGGGCGACGACAACGAAGAGGCAGCGAAUGUGAGCGAUCCUUUUACGAUAAAGCGUGAAAACGUGGCCGCCUUGCUGGAGAUAGUGCGCCUGUACUCGGAGAAAACGGUCGUUCCUGUGCCGGAGCUGGUGAGCUCCAUCGCCGAGAUGGGCUUCGAGGAGGAAAACGUACGCGAAGCGCUAAUAGCUACACAAAACAAUCAAACGGCAGCGUGUGAAUGGUUGCUAGGAAACCGGACCAAAAGUGUGCAGGGGUUGUGCGAUGGCUUGCCGCCGGAAUCGCCAAUCCUGCGUGUCCUGAUGGGUUCACCGCAAGUACAAAUUAGUCUAGGAAACCCGAAAAUGUUUAUCGCGCUGAUAUCCAUGCUGGACAACUCUUCCACGAUGAGCAUGUGGCUUAGCGAUAACGAUACGUCGUCGGUGCUGGGACACAUACUGCGCACGUACCACGAGGAGAAGCAUAUCGUCGCCAUCAAUCAGUUUAACAAUGCGCAGGGAAGCGCGAGCAGUAACCAGUAGUAGCAGCAGCAGCAGCAGAAUUAGCAGUCGAAAUUCGCUUUACGAUAAAGAUUUGUGGUCGAUGACAGAUCGAAGAAAGGUUUUCGUGCAACAUGGUCAAUAUACCCCCACAUAAGUCUUUCGUACAAAGUAUAAAA
Anopheles arabiensis is the source of this 2501-nucleotide messenger RNA. It is a transcript of the gene Kpc2, whose product is annotated as ubiquitin-associated domain-containing protein 1. Lineage: Eukaryota; Metazoa; Arthropoda; Insecta; Diptera; Culicidae. The transcript has 8 exons. The coding region runs from base 544 to 2364 and encodes 606 amino acids. The record is from RefSeq and is a predicted model, not a curated record. Gene Ontology annotation, molecular function: protein binding.